CUGGGAGGGCGGGCCACGGCCUGGUUUUUUCCUCGAGUUCACGGCACCUCCAUUCAUCAUGUUCGCCUCCUUGUGCCGGCGGCGGCUCCUCCUCCACAUCCGCAAGAUCCCCGGCGGCGGCGGCGGCACAAAUCCCCUCCAGUCCAUCCUUGGCACCAUCCCCCCCGCCCGCAACAGCUACUCCUCGUCCGCCGUCGCCGAUGUCUCCAACUCGGAGCCCUGCCCCGACACCGUUUCCUACCUCAUCUCGUGCGGCCUCUCCCCCACCGCCGCCGCCGCGGCCACCACCGGUCAACGCCUCCGCAUCUGUUCCACUGACAAGGCCGACGCCGUGUGUGCCCUCCUCAGGCAUUACGGCUUCGCCAACGCGGACAUCAUCCGGACAUUGCGCAGCGCGCCGUCGAUCCUCAUCGUCGAUCCCGAACGGAUCCUGCGCCCCAAGCUCGACUUCUUGGCCUCCCUCGGCUUCGAGCCCCGCAAGAUCGCCACCGCGCCUUUCCUCCUCGCGCGCAGCCUCGACAAGCACCUCGUUCCGUCCAUCCAGUUCAUCCGCGGCAUCAUCGGCAGCGACGACGACCUCCGCCUCGGCAUCUCCCGCAUCCCUCGGGCCCUCAUGGCUGACGUGGACAAGAACAUGCGCCCCGUCGUGGAAGCUCUCCGCCGAUGCGGCUUGACUGAGGCGGCCAUUUCAAAACUCCUCGUCAUCAGGAUGGGCGUGCUCAUGGCGUCGCCGGAUCGCAUCAGGGAAAUCUUCGAGGAACUGAAGGCGAUCGAUAUGCGCAUCCCGGACUCGCGCUUCGUGUACUGCUUCAGUGCGAUGUGGGGCGUUAAGAGGGGCACAUGGCGCCGGAAGCUGGAACUGUUCCAGAGCUUCGGUGUGUCGGAGGGUGAGGUGCUCGAGGCCUUCAAGAAGCAGCCCACGAUAGUUCUUUUAGCCGAUGAGAGCAUAAAAAGGAAGGUCCAGUUCUUGCUGGACGAGCUGAAGCUUGGAAUAACUGAUAUAAUGCUGCAUCCUGUGAUUCUAAGUUAUAGCCUGGACAAGUGCAUCCUGCCAAGGUGCGCUGUGCUGACCGUAUUGAUGAGGGAGGGGAAGAUCCAGAGAGAUAUCAAGUUGCUCCAGGCAUUGCUCGGUAGUUCCAAGAUAUUCUCGACCAGAUAUGUAUUGAGGCAUGCCGAUGAUGUGCCAGAUGUUGUGAAGGCAUAUGAGGGUAAAAUUAAAUUUGAAGGAUUUGUCUAACAGGAUGGUGGUCUGCAGAAUGAUAUAUAUGUCUGGAUUACGCUUAUGUUUCCAGCAGCAGGAAUGUUAAAGAUGAUACACCGUUCUAACACUGCUACGGAGGACAAUUUUGCCCCAUUUGUAGCCCCUGUGUAAUCGGUAAUUAUAUCAUCUACUUUGUAAUUUAGCAGCUGCCAUCUUGUGUCCUCUGGCCCAUUGAACUGCAGAAUCAUAGUAGAUGAUGUACUGUUCUCCAAGUCCCUUGACCUGGUAUGUAAUUUUCAACUGGUUCUGCCAACCGUUUACGCUUUGUA
Lolium perenne is the source of this 1530-nucleotide messenger RNA. Its product is annotated as transcription termination factor MTERF8, chloroplastic-like. Gene Ontology annotation, biological process: regulation of DNA-templated transcription. The record is from RefSeq and is a predicted model, not a curated record. Gene Ontology annotation, molecular function: double-stranded DNA binding. Lineage: Eukaryota; Viridiplantae; Streptophyta; Magnoliopsida; Poales; Poaceae.